This is a messenger RNA of Gadus morhua (Atlantic cod), 772 nucleotides long. Its product is annotated as ragulator complex protein LAMTOR3. The transcript is spliced from 7 exons. The record is from RefSeq and is a predicted model, not a curated record. Gene Ontology annotation, biological process: cellular response to amino acid stimulus; positive regulation of TOR signaling. Bases 269 to 643 code for a protein of 124 amino acids. NCBI's taxonomy places the organism in Eukaryota, Metazoa, Chordata, Actinopteri, Gadiformes, Gadidae. Gene Ontology annotation, cellular component: Ragulator complex.
CAUGUGACCUCAGGCUGUCAUGUGACCUCUCUUCCUGUUAACUCCAUUAUAACUCAUCCAAGGUAAACAAGUUCAGCGUGUCUUUACCUGAGUUAUUCGGGGACCUUAUCACCGACAAGUUAUCGCCGAUUACAGACCGCGUAACGUUUAACGGACGAUCCACUGGUUUGACUCGGUCCUCUCCUCAGAAACACUGGUUUGACUCGGUUCUUCUCCUCAGAUCCACUGGUUUGACUCUUUGACUCCGUGGAGACCCACGCCGACCACCAUGGUCGAUGAUAUAAGACGAUAUCUGUACAAACAGCUUCCAAGUGUUGAAGGUCUUCAUGCCAUCGUGGUGACUGACAGAGACGGUGUACCGGUCAUUAAAGUGGCCAAUGAGAACGCUCCAGAAUAUGCCCAGCGGCCAGGGUUCCUCUCAACGUUCGCUCUGGCCACGGACCAGGGCAGUAAACUGGGUCUCUCCAAGAACAAGAGUAUCAUCUGCUACUACAACACUUACCAGAUUGUGCAGUUCAACCGGUUACCACUAGUGAUCAGCUUCAUCGCUAGCAGCAGUGCCAACACGGGUCUGAUCAUCAGUCUGGAGAAGGAGCUGGUACCGCUCAUCGAAGAACUACGACAAGUAGUGGAGACAGCUUAGGGCUUUGGGCACUAUGGCAACUCUGGGCUAGGACUCACCCUCUGCUCCCCAAAACAUGCAAACAUGUUCCCUACUUUUUUAUUUUUUUCAUUUCUUUCUCCUCUUUAAAUAAAUCUGUCAAAUCUCUUA